Molecule: messenger RNA, 3288 nt
Organism: Oncorhynchus keta (chum salmon)
Lineage: Eukaryota; Metazoa; Chordata; Actinopteri; Salmoniformes; Salmonidae
Product: transmembrane prolyl 4-hydroxylase-like
Exons: 9
Coding region: 472-2016 (514 amino acids)
Biological process (GO): peptidyl-proline hydroxylation to 4-hydroxy-L-proline
Cellular component (GO): endoplasmic reticulum
Molecular function (GO): iron ion binding; L-ascorbic acid binding; procollagen-proline 4-dioxygenase activity
Source: RefSeq, a predicted model, not a curated record
UGUUUUGUUCUGUUCGUCCGCUAGAGGGCGAUAGUGUUUUGAUAGGUUCCGAAAACAGAGCGAGCAGUCUACUCUUCUCCCUGCUCUCGUUUAUGUAGUUGAUGUUGUCAGGGGUACAGUCAACAGUAAACCCAUCUACAUGAAAUAUGGAUUAUCCCAUUGCAAGUUCAGUCCUUUCGGAUAUUUAACACGGUCAUAGAUAGUGUUGCCUUUUAUUGUAUCCAAAGGAAAACAACCUGUCGUCGUGUCUGAAGAAGGCAGGCUCACUCGCUUAGCUAACCUACUGUACUUGCAUGCUAGCUAAGCUAACGUUAUAUGGGUGAAAUGAAUGUUAGUAGCUAGCUACAUAGUUAGCCAUCUUUGCAUGUAUGAUGCUGUUGUCAGCUAUCGUUAGCUAACGCUAGCACACAGUGGCAGAACAGCCAGCAUAUGUACAUCUCCACGAAUAUCCUGCCAGACAUUUAGCUAGUCAUGGAUUAUAGCAAUCGACAUAUCCAUUCAGAAAUGGAUGAUGAAUCUCAGGAAAGCAUGGACGCGUGUGGCGACUCAUCACCGUAUGUGCCCCCACACCUCCCUCCAAUGCCCGGCCGAGAGCGGCUUCAGAUUCAGAAGAGCAGUGUCUGCUCCCGGGCUUACUUCGUGGUGGUCAUGGUCUUCUUCCACGUUUACAUCAUAAACAUCAUUGGGCUGUUGUUCUACGUACACUACAAUAACAGUCCGGCGGAUAUUGUCAGCGCCGACGGGGACGCAUCGGCAUCUAGCAGCGGGGUUGACAGCCGCAUGUCCCCGUCAGACCCACCUCAGCAAGACCCUGACCUGGAUGUCCGUCAGAGCUUCAGUCUACCACGCAUCGAGGGGAUACGGGUGGGUCAUGUCCAGAGGGUGUCACUCAAGCCUGACAGCAUCCAGGAAAUGAAGACUCUCAGCCUCAAGCCUCUGCUCUUUGAGAUUCCUGGCUUCCUGUCUGAGGAGGAGUGUGGUGUGGUGGUGCAGCUGGCCCAGCUGAAGGGUCUGAUGGAGAGCCAGGCCACAGUGCCACCAGAAAACCAGGAGGAGGAACUGCAGCCACUGCUCUCCCUCAGCCCCGAGGAGACCUUCAGCCUGCUAGACCUGGACCAAGACGGACUACUGCAGAGACAGGAAAUCUUGAGCCACUCUCGUUCACGGGACGGGACCUGGCUGAGCCCAGAGAACUUACGACAGAUACUCACCGGCCAGGAGGCCAGCCCAGCAGGUGUGUUAACUCUAGAGGAGUUCAGGCAUGUGUGUGACGGCAUGUCCCAGCAUCCCUUGCAGCAGCGAGGCGGAACAAGGCGGGGCCAACCGAAAAGGAAGAGCCGACACACCUGGCUGUAUCAGGGACCAGGAUCACACCACAUACUACACGCACUGAGGAACAGGGUGACCCAUCUAGCGCGUCUGCCCUCCCCAUUGGUUGAGCUGAGCGAGCCGCUGCAGGUGAUUCGCUACGAGCAGGGAGGCUUCAGCCACGCCCACCACGACAGUAGCCCCUCCCAUCCAGAGACCACCUGCUCACACACACGCCUGGCCGGAAACACUUCGGCACACACUGAGAUCUCCUGCAGGUACAUCACUGUGUUCCUCUACCUGAACUCUGUGGAGGGAGGUGGAGAGACCACUUUCCCUGUGGCAGACAAUCGCACCUAUGAGGAGGAGGCAUUAGUGCAGGGUGGUGUGGAUCUGACAGACACACAGCAGAGCUGUAACAGAGGAAACCUCAGGGUGAAACCAACAGCUGGGACUGCGCUCCUCUGGUACAACCAUCUCUCUGAUGGCAAAGGUUGGAUGGGUGAGGUGGAUGAAUACUCCCUCCAUGGGGACUGCCCUGUGACCCGAGGGGUGAAGUGGGUAGCCAACAGCUGGGUAAACGUGGACCCGGACCACCAGCGCCAAGCCCGCUACCAGAGACUGGUGACCCACAGACAGGAGGGCGAGCCGGGCAGAGAGGAGCGGGAACCCCCCCCCCCUCACAGCAACCACCACCAGGACCUGUAGUACUGUAGAACACACUGUGGGGAGAUGCACACGUUCCUUUAAGCACACGGGCAAAUCACAAUUUCCGCUUAGUCAUGUUGUGAAAAUUUGACUUAAAUGGCAGUUAGGAUUUGCCCCUCAGAAUAUCUGAAAAGACAAAGUACCUGUGUAAUUAAUUGAAUUCAAAACCCAGUUCUAAUUACACAUGCAGACAUUUUAGUUGCAUUGGUCUGUUUUUCAGUCAGUUAUGGUUCUGAGGUAUCCAUUCUAGUUUUAAAUGUAGUAUUCACAGCAAAUUGAGCCAAAUUAGAAUAUAAUCAGAUGACCCAUCUAUCUAUGUCUUCCUGACAGGCAGAUUUGAUGUGGGAUUGUAUCUGUAUAGUUAUGUCUGUUUCUUUCAUGAGUGAUGUGAUGUUCUGAAACUAUUUGUCAACAGAGUUGGGAUGAUGGGGGUGCUAGUGGGCUCGAGGAAGCCCAAUAACCAGCCAGGCCCCUGGACCUCAAGCAUUAGAUAUUUACGUUGGCCCAGCCCAAUGUCUUUAGGGAACCAAGAGUCCAUGUGUAACCAGUGUGUCUGUGCUGCUAACAGCCUCACUUCCUCCACUGACCCUUUCCUCUUCCUGGGCGUGAACCAGUGGUCCACUGAUUCCAAACCUGCCUGCUUGACGUACAAACCAGUUGCGCCACAGAAAAGGAUUAAAUUUAAUGGCCCCAUUUCAAGCUGUGGAUGAUUUUAUCCAGUACAAUUUGAAUCCUGUUUCUAUGUUACAGUUCUUGUCUGGUGGUUGUGUUAGGAUGGUGAAGAACCACUCAUUCUCAAACGAGCUGUCCUUUCAUACAACUCCUUGUUAAAGAUGGAACCCGCAUUAGGGGAAACAGCACCACUGUCCGUCCCCAGCACCUUUUGUUUGAGUUUGGACAAAACGGAGGUGAGGUGCGUUGAGCAGUGUGGUUAAAGACACUAAAACCUGCAGCACAUAUCCUGCUGUUAUAUCAAUGAUGUUUGAGAGGGAGAAAAACGGUGAGAUUUACAGUAACUUCUUUGUUGUUGUAAUAAUAGUUAUUUUUCAAAGUCUUCUUGAUUCAGGAUUCAGAUAAAUGUGUUUAUUUAUUUGUUGUAUUUGAUUAUUUAUUAUCUAUGUUAUUAUUAUUUAUUAACUUAAUAAGGUGAUUGAUGAAUGUAUCAUUAUUACUUGACUGGUUGAUGUUGCAUUGAGUCUAUUACAGUUGUUGUUCACUGUAUACAUACAAUAAGUCAUGGAAAACAAUACAAUUUGUAUGUUUUUUUCUGUA